Chanos chanos (milkfish) is the source of this 2466-nucleotide messenger RNA. RefSeq names its product neurotrophic tyrosine kinase, receptor, type 3b (gene ntrk3b). The transcript is spliced from 17 exons. Gene Ontology annotation, biological process: multicellular organism development; protein phosphorylation; cell surface receptor protein tyrosine kinase signaling pathway. Gene Ontology annotation, cellular component: signaling receptor complex; plasma membrane; axon. The record is from RefSeq and is a predicted model, not a curated record. Gene Ontology annotation, molecular function: neurotrophin binding; transmembrane receptor protein tyrosine kinase activity; ATP binding. NCBI's taxonomy places the organism in Eukaryota, Metazoa, Chordata, Actinopteri, Gonorynchiformes, Chanidae. The coding region runs from base 1 to 2466 and encodes 821 amino acids.
AUGGAUGUAUGGUCUCAUUCAUUUCGACCUUGCUGGUGGAGGAUUUUGUUUGUUUCAAGCAUCUUCCAAGGCUAUUUCAGCUCAAUGCUUGAUUGUCCGCCGACCUGCAGCUGCUCACCUACCGAGAUCUAUUGCAAUAAGUCUGACAGUGGGAAUUUCUUCCCUUUGCUCGCACUGCAAGAUACAGGGAGCAAUGGCAAUAGCAGCAACGACAUUGAAGAUCUAUUUAGGAACAUCACGUCCAUACACAUAGAGAAUUGGACUGGCCUGCAGAUUCUAAAGGAUGUUGACAUGGAGCUUUACACUGGUUUGCAGAAGCUAACAAUCACGAACUGCAAUUUACGUAUGAUCCAACCACGAGCGUUUGCACAGAACCCUCAUCUCCACUACAUAAACCUCUCCAAGAACCCACUGACUACACUCUCAUGGCAGCUCUUCCAGAACCUCCAACUCACUGAGUUGAGGCUGGAGGGCAUUGUGUUUGACUGUGGCUGUGACAUUCGUUGGAUUCAGCUGUGGCAGCAGAGAGGAGAGGCAGGUCUGCACACUCAGCAGCUUUAUUGUAAAAACGGAGCCUACAAAAUCCGUCUCCACGCCAUGAGCAUCGCCCACUGUGACCUGCCAAAUAUCAGUGUGACUCAUGGUAACCUGACAGUGAUGGAAGGAGACAAUGUCACUGUCAGCUGUAAUGGGUCAGGGUCUCCACUGCCUGAGGUGGACUGGCUAGUUAAUGGGCUUCAUUCCAUCAACACUCAUCAAUCAAAUGUGUAUUGGCCUAAUAUCCACUCUAUCAACCUCACACUGGUCAACGUGAGCCGGGAUGACAACGGCUUUGUGCUGACCUGCAUUUCAGAGAAUGUGGUUGGAAUGACCAAUGCAUCCCUUCAGCUGGCCGUGCAAUUUCCACCUGUCAUCCUGAGGCUGGAGGAACCAGAGCGUCGUCAUCACACCUGCAUAGAGUUCACAGUGAGAGGUUUCCCUCAUCCUAUCUUACGCUGGUUCCAUGAAGACCGUGAGAUCCUUCAGAGUGAAUACAUUCGCACUGAGAUGGAGUUCUACCAGGAUUAUCUGGAGGGCUGUCUUACCUUUGAGAACCCUACUCACUAUGACAAUGGAAACUACACGCUGGUGGCCAGUAACUCUCUUGGGACCACCACUAAAACUGUAUAUGGCCAUUUCCUUGAGGCCCCACCCUUUAUUGAGGAAGAAGGGCUUGUGGACUAUGUGGUCCCUACUCAAUAUGACAAUGAACCAAAUGGACCAGAUGAAGACACAUUUGGGAUGUCAAUUGCAGUGGGAUUGGCUGGUUUUGCUUGUGUCAUACUCAUUGUGGUGUUUGUUCUCAUCAACAAGUAUGGCAGACGUACCAAGUUUGGUAUGAAAGGCCCAGUGGCAGUAAUCAGUGGAGAGGAAGACUCUGCUAGUCCUCUUCAUCAUGUUAAUCAUGGCAUCAUCACUCCUUGCACACUAGAUGCUGGACCCGAUGCUGUUGUCAUAGGAAUGAGCCGUAUUCCGGUCAUAGAGAACCCGCAAUAUUUCAGACAUGGACACAACUGCAACAAGUCUGCUACCUAUGUGCAACAUGUAAAGCGGAGGGACAUUAUCCUGAAAAGGGAGCUGGGGGAGGGGGCUUUUGGGAAGGUUUUCCUGGCUGAAUGCUAUAACCUCAGUCCUACCAAGGAUAAGAUGCUAGUAGCUGUCAAGACUCUGAAAGAUCCAACCCCUGCUGCAAGAAAGGAUUUCCAGAGGGAAGCAGAGUUGCUUACCAACCUCCAGCAUGAGCAUAUUGUCAAAUUUUACGGAGUAUGUGUGGAUGGUGAUCCCCUCAUCAUGGUUUUUGAAUACAUGAAGCAUGGCGAUCUCAAUAAGUUUCUAAGAGCCCAUGGUCCAGAUGCCAUAAUUCUGGUGGAUGGCCAGCCUCUCCAGAGCAAUGGGGAACUGGGUUUGUCACAGAUGUUACACAUCGCCUCCCAGAUAGCCUCUGGGAUGGUGUACCUGUCUUCUCAACACUUUGUGCAUCGUGACCUUGCCACUCGCAACUGCCUUGUCGGUAAUGGCCUACUGGUAAAGAUAGGAGACUUUGGGAUGUCACGGGACAUUUAUAGCACAGACUACUACCGGGUGGGUGGACACACAAUGCUGCCCAUUCGCUGGAUGCCCCCAGAGAGUAUCAUGUACAGGAAGUUCAGUACUGAGAGUGAUGUAUGGAGCUUUGGUGUCAUAAUGUGGGAGAUCUUCACUUAUGGAAAACAACCAUGGUUUCAGCUCUCUAAUAAUGAGGUCAUUGAGUGCAUUACACAAGGGCGGGUCCUUGAUAGGCCACGCCUUUGUCCAAAGGAAGUGUAUGACAUCAUGCUAGGCUGCUGGCAAAGGGAGCCGCAGCAACGGCUUCAUAUCAAAGACAUUCAAAAAGCUCUUUAUGCCCUGGGCAAAGCUACACCUGUCUACUUGGACAUCCUUGGCUAG